Trifolium pratense (red clover) is the source of this 1477-nucleotide messenger RNA. Its product is annotated as microtubule-associated protein RP/EB family member 1B-like. The transcript has 8 exons. Gene Ontology annotation, cellular component: microtubule organizing center; microtubule plus-end; cytoplasmic microtubule. Gene Ontology annotation, biological process: spindle assembly; protein localization to microtubule plus-end; thigmotropism. Bases 433 to 1251 code for a protein of 272 amino acids. Lineage: Eukaryota; Viridiplantae; Streptophyta; Magnoliopsida; Fabales; Fabaceae. The record is from RefSeq and is a predicted model, not a curated record. Gene Ontology annotation, molecular function: microtubule plus-end binding.
ACACAUGAAGCAAACGUUUACAUAUUUAUAUAGCUGUCGGAAGAAAGAGUGCCCAUAACAAAUAUUUGCAAUUCAUUUCACAAUCUUUCUCUCUCUCUUUUCGUACGGUUUGCGUUUCUGCUCUUCUGUCCUUUUUUUCAUUUUCCGUUUCUAUUUCCGUUACCGUUUCCUCUCUCUCUCUCUCACCACAACCUAUUCACCGUCCAUUUAAUUUCCUUCCGUUACCCAUUUUUCCCAAAAAUAAAUAAAUAAACAACAAAUUUUAAAAUUCACAAACCCCUCCCCCGAGAUUUCGCCCCUAGAAUCUUCAUCUCUCUCUUUUUAUUAAAAAUCAUAAAAAUAAUAAUAAUAAUAUAAAAGAAAAAAUUCUUCUCAUUUUCUUUUAUAUUUUUUCUUGUUCCUUGUUUUUUGGUUUUGUGCUGAGGAGAAAAAAUGGCGACGAGUAUUGGGAUAAUGGAUAGCGCUUAUUUUGUCGGUAGGAAUGAAAUUCUUACUUGGAUCAAUAAUCGUCUUCAACUUAAUCUUUCUCGCAUUGAAGAGGCUGCAUCUGGUGCUGUGCAAUGCCAGAUGUUGGACAUGACAUAUCCAGGGGUUGUGCCGAUGCACAAGGUGAACUUUGAUGCAAAAUCAGAAUAUGAAAUUAUUCAAAAUUAUAAAGUUCUGCAGGAAGUGUUCAACAAGCUGAAAAUUGACAAGCAUAUUGAAGUUACCAGGCUUGUUAAAGGCCGACCUUUGGACAACUUGGAGUUCCUACAAUGGCUGAAACGUUACUGUGAUUCUGUUAAUGGUGGCAUUAUGAAUGAAAACUAUAAUCCUGUGGAGCGUAGGGUUAAGGGUGGAAAGGACCGAAAUAUUAAGGGUUUUAAGAGCUCAAAAUCACUUCAUUCAAAUGCUAUGAAUAAUUCUAGUUCACUCGAUGCACUCAAUCUACAUAGAGCCUCAGGACCUAAGCACUCAAGGUCAACUGGAGGGUCAGAUGAGGCUAAUUUGUCAGCAGAGGUUCAGGCCUUGUCCAAGCAGGUUACUGAUCUCAAACUCUCGGUGGAUCUCUUGGAAAAAGAAAGAGACUUUUACUUUUCAAAACUACGGGAUAUAGAAAUUCUUUGUCAGACAUCAGAAGUGGAAAAUGAACCUGUUUCGGUAGCAAUCAAGAAGAUUUUGUAUGCUGCUGAUGCAAAGGAGUCCGCAUUAGAGGAAGCUCAGGCUUACAUAGAAGAAGCUGUUGAAGAUGAACCAGAAACUGAAACAUGAUUUCUCAUUCCUGUCUGGUAUUCAUAAGAGAUUUCCAGGGUCUUUGUUAAACAAGCUUAGUGCCAUAUGCGAUGUGAGAGACUGGGAAUCCUUCCCAUCCAAUGGCCAUUAAGUGUAAUUUCAUCACAUAGAUUUAACUGUUUUUUUUUCCUUGUAAGCUUGAAUGGAUGAUCAGUGGAUAUUAGUUAACCUGUUAACCUUUCAAUAAACAAAGUUCCUUUCAUCA